UCCAGACCAAAAAUGGAGGCGAAAUACACUAAAAUAUGGAGGCCAUGGCCCGGAAUCGACGGUGGCGACGACAGGCUCAGCUCUUUACCGGACCAAAUCAUCUCCUACAUCCUCUCAUUCAUGGAAACCAAGUACGCCGUCGGCACCGAAGCUCUCAGUCGACGGUGGGAAGGUCUCUGGACUAGGGUUUCGAAUCUCGACCUCGACAACCGCUUGGUUUACGACGACUCUUCGGGCGACGAUCUGAAAAUUGUAUAUGCAUCAGAUGCUAAGAGGAGAGACUCGCAAUUUUGCCACUUCGUCGACAAGGUAUUGGGAGAGCACAAGAAUCUCAAUUCUCUUACUCGAUUCCGCUUCCAUUUCUCAGUGGAGCACCGUCAGUAUUCCACGGUGCUUCGUAGAACUAGGUUUAAGAGAGAAUUGGUGUUUGGUCCUGCCAUUGAGGAGAUUGAUGUUAGGGUUUGUGGGGAAACAGCACUCGGGAUCCCCCAAUGUAUGCGCUGCAUUCCAGAAAACUUCUACACUUUGAAGAAUCUGAAAGUUGCCAGGCUUUCGGGGGUCGUACUGGGUGCGAUAAACCGGCCCGUCUUUCUUCCUAGUCUGAAGAUUUUACAGCUUUCGUAUGUUAAGAUGAAGGACUUUGAGUCGUUAGGCAGGAUCAUUUCUGGUUGCCCUGUUCUGGAGAUUUUUCACCUGGAGAGUUGCCACCCUUCCAGCAAGAAUGAGAGUGACAGAAUCGAGGUUUCCUUACCGCGUUUGAAGAACUUUAAGGUUAGCGAUUAUGGGAAUUGGGAUGAUCCCAUGUGUCCCAUUGUUAUUGAAGCGCCGAAUCUUGAGGAUCUUUAUCUCGAGCACUUCGCUGAGUUGCAGUUCAAAGGCAAAAUUCCAUUGUCGCGCCUUCAUGUGGCACAUGUUGAUGUAGGCCAGGACUGUCGAACCUCGUAUCAUGACGUGAUUCGGCUCCUUUCUCAAAUCUCCAACGCAAGAAAACUGAGCUUAUCUGGGGAGACUCUGGUAAUAAGGUCCAAUGUUUUCUUUUCCAGUGUUCAAUUUUGUUCAUAAGAGCACUAUUUUUUUCUUAACUUUUUGUUUCAACAGGUUCAUCUGUCAGCUGCCACCGAUGAUGAUGUUCGACUGCCUAUCUUCCCCAAUCUGACGCAUUUGACAAUUGGAAUCGGGCUAUUUGGGCCAACUAGCUGGUUUCUGCACUCUUUGCUAAACUCAGCCUCCAAACUACAAUCUCUUGUCAUUGACAUGCAGAGGGGUCACUGGGGAGUACCAUUGAGGUGGGAGGGUCUAGAAACUGCUUGCAUGCCACACUGUUUGUUAUCAAGCCUGGAGGAAAUCGAGGUUAGGGAACUCGUAGCAUAUCCAGAUGAGAAGAAAAUGAUAGCGUAUUUGCUCAAGUCCGGAGCUGUAUUGAGGAAGGUGAAUAUGCAUGUAAAUAGUCGCUUUCUCGAGUUAAUGGGACGCAAAGAUCUCGUCGCGCUACUAAAGCUUCCAAGACGAUCGAGCACUUGCCAAGUUGAGCUUUUCUUUCCCUUUGAGGAUGACCGAGAUAGCUGCAUCGGCAGCGAUGAUGAGAGUGACACUGACGACAACGUAGAUGAUGGUGACCCUGACAGCCCUGAUGACGAGAUCGACAGCGAAGAUGAUGCCAGCGACAGUGAAGAGGAUUCUCUCUGAAGCAUUUCGGUAGGCAAGGAAGGGGGUCUCCGAAUUCCCCUUGGGUAAAGAUUCUCAUAUGCUCUCUCUUCUUAUUAGAUGAGUUGUCUCUUUUUAGAGGAAUGGUUUGGAUGCAUAUUAUACAGUGUAGCAUUUGUUGGAUCAUUCGGUGACGAACAGAAUGUUAUAAGCUCUUGUCUAGAUUGCUUCGUAAGCUUGCUUUGCUCCAUGUUUACUACAAGAUAAACACAUGCAGCUUUCCCACGGCCCCUCCUAGCCUUCUCGGCCUCCCUAAUCCAUUGUUAGC
Messenger RNA from Linum tenue, 1972 nucleotides. The record is from the annotation of a GenBank genome assembly. NCBI's taxonomy places the organism in Eukaryota, Viridiplantae, Streptophyta, Magnoliopsida, Malpighiales, Linaceae.